Messenger RNA from Capsicum annuum, 2520 nucleotides. Its product is annotated as putative DUF21 domain-containing protein At3g13070, chloroplastic. Gene Ontology annotation, molecular function: flavin adenine dinucleotide binding. Lineage: Eukaryota; Viridiplantae; Streptophyta; Magnoliopsida; Solanales; Solanaceae. Bases 229 to 2457 code for a protein of 742 amino acids. The transcript has 14 exons. The record is from RefSeq and is a predicted model, not a curated record.
AAAUCAGUCAUUUAACAACCUGCAAGUUGCUUUAGCAGUAGCGUAGUAUACUUUGUUUAUUCUUUCAGUAACAGGAAAAGCUUCAAGAAUUGAGGCAGGUGAGCUUGUACACAAUGAGUUCUUGCAUCUGCCCAAUUUCAUCUCCACUAAAAUCCAAAUUCCCAAAAUACCCACAAAUUAUUUUCCUUUUUCUUGGUAUUUGAAUUGGUCAUUUUUGCGAAAAAUUCCAUGGAUGCUGCAAUCUUGAAUUCAUCUUCAUUCACUACUACUUGCGAUAAACGUUCAUAUUCAGGCAUUUAUAAACGUGGGGUUGUGUCAAAAUUUAUUCUUUCUUACAAUUCAAGGUGCAAAAAUAAGUAUAAUAAAUCCUUAUGGUCGGACCCUUUCUCCUCAGAAACUGUGCAAAGUAGGAGCUUUAGUACACAGGAUUGUCCUUUUUGCCCUUGUAAUUUGAAGUGUAACAGACCCUUGUGGUCCGGUCCUUCCUUGGUCCCUGUGCAAAGUAGGAGCUUUAGUGCACAGAGUUGUCCUUGUAAUAGGCACUUGUUGUCCAGUUCUUCGUUGGUUUCCGGACAUAGUGGGAGCUUUAGUGCACGGGGUUGUGUAUUUUGUACUUAUAAUUUGAGGGGAGGUUUAAGAAAUGGGAUUUGUUUGUGUGUUAAAGGAGGAAAUGGGGAGUUUAAGAAUGUUCAAGAUUCAUAUAGGUCAUGUUUAAAAGUAUCUUUUUUGCAUUUUUUGUUGAAAAAAGGGGUGAUUUUGGUUGGGUUGAUAUGUGGGGUUUUUGUAAUUGGGUGUAGAAGAGUGCUUGCUGUUGAAGGGGUUAUAAGUGGGGGAUAUGGAGUUUUAGAGCAGGGUUUAGUUGUGUUGAGGAGUUAUUGGCCUACUGUUUUGUUGGUUUUAAGGAUGUUCAAAGAACAAGGUUUGAUUCUUGCAGCACUUCUUGGUCUUUCUGCAUUUUUUUCAAUGGCUGAGACAUCGAUAACUACGCUUUGGCCAUGGAAGGUACGAGAGUUAGCUGAAAAAGAAUCUGACAAUGAAGGAGUCUUCAAAAUGUUGAGGAGUGAUGUUACUCGAUUCCUUACAACUAUACUCAUUGGAACAACCGUUGUCAAUAUUGCAGCUACAGCACUAGUUACUGAGGCUGCAACUGCAGCAUUUGGUGAAGCUGGUGUGAGUGCAGCAACUGGAGUUAUGACGGUUGCGAUCCUGCUCCUAACGGAAAUUACUCCAAAAAGUAUUGCUGUUCACAAUGCCACAGAAGUUGCUAGGUUUGUGGUUAGGCCAGUUGCAUGGCUUUCCUUGAUACUAUAUCCAGUUGGAAGAGUUGUAACAUAUCUAUCAAUGGGAAUGCUAAAACUCCUCGGCUUGAAAGGAAGAAGUGAACCAUACGUCACUGAGGAUGAAUUGAAGUUGAUGCUGCGUGGGGCAGAGUUAAGUGGUGCAAUUGAGGAGGAAGAGCAGGAUAUGAUUGAAAAUGUGUUAGAGAUAAAAGAUACUCAUGUCAGAGAGGUAAUGACACCUCUUGUUGAUGUUGUUGCAAUCGAUGCCAGUGCAACGUUAGUUGAUUUCCAUACUUUGUGGGUGACACAUCAAUACUCCAGGGUGCCUGUUUUUGAGCAACGUAUAGAUAAUAUUGUUGGCAUUGCAUAUGCCAUGGAUCUGCUAGAUUAUGUACAAAAGGGGGAACUGCUGGAAAGUUCUAUUGUGGGAGACAUGGCACAUAAACCUGCGUACUUUGUUCCUGAUUCUAUGUCAGUGUGGAACCUUCUUAGAGAGUUCCGCAUCAGAAAGGUACACAUGGCUGUUGUUCUUAAUGAAUAUGGAGGAACCAUUGGUAUUGUAACCCUUGAAGAUGUGGUUGAGGAAAUUGUUGGUGAAAUCUUUGACGAAAAUGAUUCUAAAGAGGAAAUCCAGAAAAAAACUGGCUAUAUUGUCAUGAGGGCUGAGGGAAUAUACGAUGUUGACGCAAAUACCUCUAUUGACCAGCUCUCUGAAGAUCUCAAUAUUAAAAUGCCGGAGGGCCAUCAGUAUGAGACAGUCUCCGGUUUUGUCUGUGAAGCAUUUGGAUAUAUCCCAAGGACAGGCGAGACGAUUAAGCUUAUACUGGAAAGGGGAAAUGAAGACGAGGACAGCAAUUACAACGGCACAGAAUCUGAUCGCGCAGACCAAAACGAGAAGAACCAAACUUUUAAGCUCGAGAUAUUAGCAGGGAAUGCCAGAAAGGUCAGUGCUGUUCGAUUUGAACGGAUCAGUGACGAUGUAGAAAUAGAUACCAAUGAGGUAACGCGCCUCGUUCCCAAAAUCAUGACUAGAAAGUGGAAAAGUAACGGAGGAGCAGAUAGAAACAACCACGACAACCUCUCUUUUAUGGAGGGAAGAGACGAGGAUGAAGAUGAUUCCAACAAUUUUGUUAUGGCUGAACGCGAGGACAACCAUGAUGUUUCUAAUAAACAAUAACUGCAUCAGUUAUUGCAUUAUUAUUUAUAUAAAUUUGAUUAUACAUGCCGCGGGUUCAGUUUC